Molecule: messenger RNA, 691 nt
Organism: Raphanus sativus (radish)
Lineage: Eukaryota; Viridiplantae; Streptophyta; Magnoliopsida; Brassicales; Brassicaceae
Exons: 2
Coding region: 55-531 (158 amino acids)
Cellular component (GO): cytoplasm
Molecular function (GO): oxidoreductase activity, acting on a sulfur group of donors, disulfide as acceptor
Source: RefSeq, a predicted model, not a curated record
ACGCUUAAAAACAGGUAGGGAGUAUACAUAUUAUACAGAGAUCAGAAAGUAUCGAUGGAUCAAAUUGCGGUUUUCUACCGUUUGGUAGUAACGAUAACGUGUUUCGUGUGUUUAGGGUUUAAUGGUGGUAUGUGUUCAGAGUCAGAUGCCUUGAUCAAGACUUACGUGUCAUCAUCGCUACCGUCUAACGGUGACUUGGUCCAUUCCGCCCAGCUUAAGGUACACAAGAUCUCUGAAUCGGAAUGGGAUUCACUUGUAAUCAAGUCCGAACUCCCAGUCAUGGUUAUGUUCACAGCCAACUGGUGCGGUCCAUGCCGCCUAAUCGCACCUAAAUAUAUCGCAUUCGACUUGGAAUUCACGGGCCGGUUCAAAUUAUACACCGUUGACAUCGACGAGGAGCAGGUCAUGGCAGAACGUUACGGCAUACGCGCAAUGCCAACCAGUAUUGUCUUCAUAGGCGGAGAGAAGGUGGCUAUGGUAGUUGGAGCUAAUCCUAGUGCAUUACAUGCAGUCUUGGAGAAAUACGCUUAAUGAUGUCCCUUGGCUCGUCUCGAAUCCUUUUAUUCAUAUUUGCUGCUUUUCUUCGGUCAAACCUUUGCUUAUGUGCACGGCUACUAUGUUAUCGACUUGCUACUUGUCUCCUUAUUUUUCCUUAAUAAUAAAUUAACUAUGUCCUAAUUACUAAAAUAAA